Bactrocera neohumeralis is the source of this 999-nucleotide messenger RNA. RefSeq names its product phospholipase A1 VesT1.02-like. Gene Ontology annotation, molecular function: lipase activity. Gene Ontology annotation, biological process: lipid metabolic process. NCBI's taxonomy places the organism in Eukaryota, Metazoa, Arthropoda, Insecta, Diptera, Tephritidae. The transcript is spliced from 2 exons. The coding region runs from base 1 to 999 and encodes 332 amino acids. The record is from RefSeq and is a predicted model, not a curated record.
AUGAAAUUAGUGUUUUGUUUGCUCGGCUUAUUCGUAGCUGUUGCACUUGGUGGUAGCAGCAAUUUCGAUGAAACGAAAGGUUGGUUUGUGCCUCAAGCGGAUGGCAGCUUUUCAUGGAUCUCGCAGUCAGAACACAAAGCGCGUUCACUGGUCACCGAACGCAGUUCGGUUACUGUAAAAUUCUACCUUUACCAUCGCUCGAACCGUGAUGGUCGUGAAGUAGAACUCGAUGAUGCAUCCUCACUCUCUGCUGCCGGUUUCAAUAGAAAUUGGCCUACUCGUAUCACAAUUCACGGCUGGAAUAGCAACCUGAAUGCCGGUGUUAAUGUUAAAGUACGAAAUGCGCUUUUGGAAACCGGUAAUUACAAUGUAUUCGCUGUUGAUUGGAGCGUUGACGCCCAGACGGCUAAUUAUGCCAGUGCACGUUAUAAGGUUUCCAGUGUUGGUGCCGUAGUCGCUAAUUUUGUUGACUUUCUGAGUGAACACGGCAUGUCGUUCGAUUCACUUGGCUUGGUUGGUCACAGUCUGGGCGCACAUGUUGCCGGUUUCACUGGCAAGAAGGUGAGCCGCGGUAAAGUUCACACCAUUGAAGGUCUCGAUCCUGCGCUGCCUUUGUUUAACUACGAUGAAUGUUCGUCGCGCCUUUGCAGCAGUGACGCCAACUAUGUUGAGUCGAUUCAAACUGACGGCGGUAAAUUGGGCUUUUUACGUCCCAUCGGUAAGGCGGCCUUCUAUCCAAAUGGCGGUAAGAGUCAACCGGGCUGCGGGGUCGACUUAACUGGCAGUUGCGCUCACGAACGUGCUGUAAUCUACUACGCUGAGGCUAUUAUUCAGAACAACUUCCCAAGUAUGAAGUGCGGUGAUUACGAAGAUGCUGUAGAUAAGAGCUGUGGUAACACUUAUAGUGCAGUCCGUAUGGGUGCGGAGUCGAACUUUGGCAUAAGUGGCACAUACUAUGUACCGGUCAAGAGCUCCGAACCUUACGGUUAUGGCUCAUAA